Molecule: messenger RNA, 2149 nt
Organism: Girardinichthys multiradiatus
Lineage: Eukaryota; Metazoa; Chordata; Actinopteri; Cyprinodontiformes; Goodeidae
Gene: cnn2
Product: calponin 2
Exons: 7
Coding region: 211-1161 (316 amino acids)
Biological process (GO): actomyosin structure organization
Molecular function (GO): actin binding
Source: RefSeq, a predicted model, not a curated record
UUAAGGGCAAGGAACUAUCUCGACAUUUCUCUUUGACUGUGAAACCGUGGGAGCGCUCUAAUUGGAGGCCGUAAAAAGAGAGGAAGUAGUUUGUUCUUUUCGGGGUUUCAUUGACGGAGACAGUCGAAGAUAAUUAAGUGCAGUUUUGUGUUCAGAAGUCGGUGUCCUGCUUUUAAUUUAUUUAAGAAAAGAAUAGACGACAGUUUGACAAUGUCCUUCAACAAAGGUCCUGCCUAUGGGUUAUCAGCGGAGGUGAAGAACAAGAUUGCACAGAAGUAUGACCCUCAGAAAGAAGAGGAGCUCAGGGUCUGGAUUGAGGAAAUCACCGGCUGCCCCAUUGGCCCCGACUUCCAAAAAGGCCUAAAAAGUGGAGUCAUUCUUUGCGAACUCAUUAACAAACUGCAGCCAGGCUCUGUGAGAAAGAUCAACCAGUCUGCUCUGAACUGGCAUCAGCUGGAAAACCUGACAAACUUCAUCAAAGCCAUCACAAAAUACGGCUUGAAGCCUCAUGACAUCUUUGAAGCCAACGACCUGUUUGAGAACGGCAACAUGACGCAGGUCCAGACAACACUGCUUGCCCUCGCUAGCAUGGCUAAGACCAAGGGUUGCCAGUCGCGGGUGGACAUUGGCAUUAAGUAUUCAGACAAACAGGAGCGGAUGUUUGAUGAGGAGAAGUUGAAGGCUGGACAAUGUGUCAUCGGCUUGCAGAUGGGGACCAACAAGUGUGCCAGCCAGGCUGGUAUGAAUGCAUAUGGCACCAGGAGGCAUUUAUAUGAUCCCAAAGUUCAAAUCCAGCCUCCCAUGGACAACACAACCAUCAGUCUGCAAAUGGGAACCAACAAGGGAGCGAGUCAGGCUGGGAUGACUGCUCCUGGGACCAGGCGGGCCAUUUAUGACCAGAAACUGGGCACAGACAAGUGCGACAACAGCACCAUGUCCCUGCAGAUGGGAUACAGCCAGGGAGCCAACCAGAGUGGGCAGAACUUUGGCCUGGGACGACAGAUCUACGAUUCCAAGUACUGCCCCAAAGCUGGAGAAGUCCCAAAUGACCAGAAUGGAGCUGGGAGUGGCCGUGACUACUUCCCUGACUACCACGAUGAAGGUUACCAGGGUUACCAGGAAGAGGAGCGGGUGUACCAUGAUGAUGGGACAGAUUAUUAAAAGGAGGAAGAGAGGUGAUUGGAAACAAAGUUGCAAGUUAUGUUAGAAAGCCUGGAGGCAGGCAGAUGGCUUAUUUUUAUAUCCAUAGGAUGUUGCACCUUAAUUUUGGGUCCCAUCCUUAUUUUAGUAUUGUAUGAAUCAUUGUCCUUAGUCCUAAUUAAUACACAUAUCAUGAUGAACUGUAAUUCUGUGAUUCUUUUUUUUUUUUUUUUUAUAUUAAAAAUAUUUAGUGAUUUUCAUUUAAAACCAACUGUUUGACUUGGCCUAUUGUUUAUUACCGGAACUUUUUGUGCCAAAGUUACAGGAAUUUCUUGUCCUAUAAGUUUUGGUUCUUUGCAGGCUUGUUUUGUUACAUGAAGGAAGAACCCCUGGUUUAAACUAAACCAACUUUGUGUAGUUUUAUUUUUUAUGAAUCCUACAAUGUCAUUUUUGUGGGGGGAAAACAAAUCCUGGUUAUAUCUGUAGUUUCUAUACUGGCUGCAUCAUCUAGACAUGCAUUCCUGUGCAUAAGACUGUACAUUUCGGUGUUAUACUGUCAGUAUCUUUAAUCCUUCGGUAUUGGUCAUUGACCUUAGUGAAGGUAGUUUUUCAGAUGAGGGAUAAAAUACAGCUUUUGAACAAACCUUGUUUUUAUUACACAAUUCUUCCUUUCUUAUCUUUAGUGGAGGAAAUGGUUUCUUUCUUUGCACAACCAGUCCAACUGGAGAUAUGUUUGUUUUCUUUGGACCAGAGGCAGCAGAGGAGUUUCAAACAUUCCAAGCAAGAAGACUGGAUUCAUUUUAAACAGUGACUGUUUAAGUAAAUAUUUCAUGAAUAGUGAUUGAUAUGCGAACAAUGCUAACAUCAUGUUUUAUCUUUUAUGAUGCUAUUUAUGCCGAGUCUGAACAAUGUUUGAUAUUUGAUUUUUGUUUUACUUCUGCAAUAAUGUUGCCUAUAGGGGAAAGCCAAACCUGUGAACGUGGUUUAAUAAAAUGCAUACAUUACAGUG